This is a messenger RNA of Acanthocheilonema viteae, 224 nucleotides long. NCBI's taxonomy places the organism in Eukaryota, Metazoa, Nematoda, Chromadorea, Rhabditida, Onchocercidae. The record is from the annotation of a GenBank genome assembly.
AUGGACAGACAGACGGGUGGACAGACAGACGGGUGGACAGACAGACGGAUGGACAGACAGACAAGUGGACAGACAGACGGAUGGACAGACAGACGGAUGGACAGACAGACGGAUGGACAGACAGACGGAUGGACAGACAGACGGGUGGACAGACAGACGGGUGGACGGACAGACGGAUGGACAGACAGACAAGUGGACAGACAGACGGAUGGACAGACAGACGG